UGAGGAGGAGAUAAUGGGCGGGCAGAGACCGGCGCCUGCGCGUCUCAGUGGGGCAGACAGGAGCUCCUUGGAGCAGCCUUGCGAAAGAGCCGGAGCUUCUUUAGUUGAGCUGGCUGGCUGUUGGCCCAGUCCGGCGCGGGAGCAUGGCGGAGGCGGCGUUGCCAAGCUCAGGUGAGUUAAAUCCAGAUGCAACUGACUUCAUUCCAAGGGACAGGCAAACUUUCAGUCUAAACUGGUGCAGUCAUUCCAGAUUGGAGUCAAAUCGGGACUCAAGCAGAAGUGUUAUGCCACCUCCUGUUCAACCUAGGCACAGUAAAUAUGAAAAUUUUCCUGUAGAUCAGCAUAAUUUUUAUAGUCUAGAGAGUCAGCAUAGAUGCCAACCAGAUUCUUCAUUCAACAGUAUGGGUAAAACUAAGGGCCGCAACUUACACAAUCAGCGAUGGCAGAGGUCAAGGAAUGAGAGAGCACGUGGCAAAAAUCAGGCAAAGCAGACAACUGCAGGGAGUUCAGAAGAUCCUCAGUGCUUAGAUAGCAGAUUGAUUCCAGGGCGGAGGAUGAAUCCAAGAGAAUACAGUGAUUUUUCUUCAGACAGUGAAAAGGAGGCUGCUACUGCAGAUAACAGAGGAGCAAAACCAAAGAAGACGUAUUUGAUGCAUUCACGUGGAAGAGGGCUGAAAGAAAAGGAGAAACAUCCACCUGAAAGGGAUAAAAGAGUAGUCCCUAAAUGGAAGGACAAGCCCAGUGAAAAUAUACCAGCAAUAGAUCUUACACAGUCAGACUCUUCUGAAGCAUCGAUUGGAAAAGCAAUGUCUGAUGGCUUUUCUGACAAUAGCAUUGCACGGAGAAAGUACCCUUUUGCAAACAGAUAUUUUAGGGAACCUACGUGGAAUAAAGAAACUGGCAAGAGGCAAGAUACAUCCAGGAGUAAAAAUGCAAAACAUGUUAAAAAUGCAUCUCUCCCACAUCCUCCCAAAGAAAGCACUGGUGAAAAGAAAGAAUCUGUGUUGCAUGAAAGAGGUUCAAACUUUGUGAGUGUGUCACAGGCACAACCAUUGCAUGAAGCAGGUACACGGGAAGGGAGAAAACCUCUGCUUCAAGAGGGAUAUAAAAGCAGGCACUGGAAAAGGAAAAAUGAUGCACCAAAGAACAAGGAAACUCAUACAGGGUCUCUGAUAGAGCAGCUUACCUCAGAAAAAUAUGAAUGUAUGGUAUGUUGUGAUGUGAUCCGUGUGGUGGCCCCAGUGUGGAGCUGUCAGAAUUGCUAUCAUGUAUUCCACUUGAGCUGCAUUAAGAAGUGGGCAAGAUCACCAGCAGCACAGACUGAAGAUAGCAAUAGUGGUUGGCGAUGCCCUGCUUGUCAAAAUGUUUCAUCUCAAGUUCCUAAUAUUUACACCUGUUUCUGUGGUAGGGUAAAAAAUCCUGAAUGGAAUAGAAAUGAAAUUCCACAUAGCUGUGGAGAACUCUGUAGAAAGAGAAGAUCAGCUCAAGAAUGUCCACAUCUAUGUAAUAUACUCUGCCAUCCAGGACCUUGCCCAUCAUGCCCUGCUUUUAUGACCAAAAAGUGUGAAUGCGGACGCACAAGCCAUUCAGUUCGCUGUGGGCAUUCUACUGCAAUUCAGUGUACUAAUAUAUGUGGGAAUGUUUUGAAUUGUGGUAAACAUAACUGUACCCGGAUAUGCCAUUCAGGAAAAUGCCAGCCAUGUGAACUGACUGUAAAACAAGUGUGUUACUGUGGGAGCACCUCUCGAGAAGUAUUGUGUGGAACAAGUGAGGAUAAUUUCUCCUGUCUGAGAACUUGUGGCAAAAAAUUAUCCUGUGGAAUGCACAGCUGUGCACAAAUAUGCCAUCCCCAGUCUUGCCAACCCUGCCCACGGCUUCCACAAAUAGUGCACUGUUGCCCUUGUGGGCAGACACCUCUUAAUAAAUUAUUAGAGCUGGGGUGUACAGAACGUAAACUCUGCACAGAUCCCAUCCCAUCGUGUGGAAGAACAUGUGGAAAACCUCUACCUUGUAGUAGCUAUGAUGCUGUUCAUACAUGUGAAAACCUCUGCCAUGAAGGUGAAUGUGGACUGUGUUCUCGUACAUCAAAGGUUUACUGCAGGUGUGCCUUAAAAACAAAGGAAGUUCCCUGUGCCUCACUCAAAAAACAAGUUGAAGUUGUGUUCUUGUGUGACAAGCGAUGCAACAAGAAACUGUCAUGUGGACGACACAAGUGUAAUGAAAUUUGCUGUGUGCAGGAUAAAGAACAUAAGUGCUCUUUGAUUUGUGGACGAAAACUCAAUUGUGGUAUUCAUAGAUGCGAAGAACCUUGUCAUCGUGGCAAUUGUCAGAAGUGUUGGCAGACCAGCUUUGAGGAAUUAACAUGUUACUGUGGUGAAUCAGUAAUAUACCCCCCAAUACCUUGUGGAACUCGACCACCAGAAUGUAAAAAUUCAUGUAGUAGACCUCAUGAUUGUGAUCAUCCUGUGUAUCAUUCCUGUCAUAGUGAAGAGAAGUGUCCACCAUGUACAUACCUCAUUCAGAAAUGGUGUAUGGGAAGACAUGAGUUGCGGAGCAAUAUUCCCUGUUACCUCACUGACAUCUCCUGUGGUCUUCCCUGUGAUCGAAUGUUAAAAUGUGGAAUGCACAAAUGUAAAAGGAUCUGCCACAAAGGGGAAUGCCUCAUAGAUGAAGAGUGCAGGCAGCCGUGUACUAUUCUUAGACUUCACUGUAAUCAUCCAUGUAUGUCUCCAUGCCAUCCAUCUUUACCUUGUCCUACAACAUCUUGCAGUGCAAAGGUUGAACUUCAUUGUGAGUGUGGAAGAAGAAAAGAGACUAUGAUUUGUUCAGAAGCAGCAAGUGCUUAUCACAGAAUAGCUGCUAUUUCUAUGGCCUCUAAGUUAACAGAUCCACAACUUGGAGAUUCAGUAGAGAUCAGCAGAUUGAUUACCAAAAAGGAAAUGAAGCAAACCAGGCUGCAGUGUGAUGAAGAAUGUUUGGCUCUUGAAAGGAACAGGCGGUUUGCUGAGGCUCUUCAUAUUGAUGACAAUUCUGAUCCUUUUAAUGUUCGUGCCUCUGCACCCAAGUACAGUGAUAUCUUGAAAGAGGAUGGAAGAAAAGAUAUAAAGUUUGUCAGUGAAGUUGAGAAAGAAAUGAAAGCCCUUAUAGAAGCAGUAAAUAAGAGCAAGCAUACAAAGAAGAGUCAUUGUUUCCCACCCAUGAACAGAGAACACCGCAGAAUCAUCCAUGAGCUUGCUCAGGCUUAUGGCAUAGAGAGUGUGAGCUAUGAUAACGAACCAAAGCGCAAUGUUGUUAUCAGUGCGGUGAAAGGGAAAUCAGUUUGCCCAACAGUUACUCUGACAUCGCUGCUUACGAAGGAGAGGCAGACCAGGGCCCCACCACCUAUUCCUCAUCACAAACAAUCAGAAAAGCAUGGGAAUAGCAGCAUAGAGAGAGGAUUCAAAGAAGAGCCAGUGAUUGACUACUUCGAUGUACAGGACUGAAGAAAUGAAUGUGAAAUUUAUUCUGUUGAAAAGUCGAAGUGAAAAGCUUCUGAUCAUUUUUGUCAAAAUAUUUGUAUUUAACUUUGUAUUCAAAGUUCAUCAUGGAAACAGCAGAUGAAAAGAUAUGUGCCAAGACAAUAUUGUGUAACAAGCUAUGGGGGAUAAGCAUAGAGUGUAAUGAGAAUUGAAUGUGUACAACAACCGGCAUCCAACACUGCAAAAGUUUUCGUUUGUAAGUUCAAGAAAUUAACAAGUUAUAUCUAAGGCAUUUUGUAUAACAUAAAUGGAUUCUAUCUCAUUUGGAAGGUGAACUUUCACAAAUAAAAUCACAUGAGGGGAGGAGCUGGCACCCAGCUGUGUCUCGUCGUCAGCUCUCCCGCCUGCCAUUUAUGCACUGGGGAGAGGUCUGAAGUGAGGAGCUUGCUGUAUGGGUUUAGGCUUCCCUCAGGGAACCCAAAUCAUGCUGGGAGUGUACACCCAUAGAGCAGGCUCCCUGCUUCAGACCUUUCCUCCAGCCCAGGGUGAGUACAGGUGGGGGUGAGGCAAGGACAUGGAUUGGCAGCAAAUCAACCACAUCUAAUACUUCCAUGAGAAUUAGUGUCAUUAAAAAUUUUCACUUGAAAAAACAGGUAAUUGAAUUAGUGAACUGUGAAUGAAGGAUUCCAGUUAUAUUGAUGAAUCCAGAUGAAUUGAUCAAGAUCAGCUUUUUAAUCAAAAAGGUGUAGUCCUGUACCAAUUUGAACUUAAUCAACAGCAGGAUUGUUGAGAGAAUAAGUUUAUAUUUAGAGUUUAUGUCUAAACUUGAAUUGCCUUUGCUAUAAAUCCUGUUCCAAUGCUGGAUAUUUUCAUGUGGUGAAUGUAUGGAUUUGGGGAGAAUUUUGUGAGCCUGUUGGGUUUUUUUUUAAAACGUGGCAGUUAGUUUCUCCAUUAUCCUUCAGUUACAAUAGCAUGUAGCCUCAUGCUUUGCUGGUAGUGGUAAAAAAAAUAGCAUUUUAAUCAAUGGUCAGGCAGCCAUUGGCUAUGGUUGCUGCACUUGAAAUUGCCGCCCUGGGCUCCUACUGGGAGGAAGGGCGGGAUAUAAAUCUAAUAAAAUAUAAAAAUAAAUAAAAUAUAAAAAUAAAUAAAUAUAAAACUUUGUGUGUGUGUGUAAUCAACAGUGAUCUGUAAAUUUCCUUAAAAUUCUUUCUAUUGUGUACCAUUCUGUUUCACCUUUCUUUUUGCGGUCAGCUUCAGAAUUACAGGAGUGCCCAUAUUGAUGCACCUUACUGGAAAUAAUAGUGUGGAAGGAUAUUAAAUGAGGGUCUUGUUGAGUAAGUCAUGUUUAUUUUUGUUAUAUUUGUACCCUGCCUUUCCAUUAACUAUCUUAGAUGGCAUUUUAUCAGUAUGCAAGAAAUCCUGAAGUGACUUUGACUAUUUAUGGCUGACUUGUGAAUACAUGCAAGUAUAAGUUCUUUGUGCAUUAUGACUUAAAUGAGUGGAGUUAUUUGAACAAUCUUUUGAUUGGCUUAAAAUUGUAACAAGAGGGGGGGCCAAACUCACAUUCCUAGUAGAAUUUUUAAGGUGCUGUUACACAGAGACUUUGGGUUUGAUAAACUGGCCUCUAAUAUAUUUAUGCCUAAUAUUCUGUACUUUAAAGGUUGCUUUUUUCUUGUUCAUUUACAAACAAAUUCUUACAACUAUCCCAUAACAGCAUAACUACAAUUCAUCUGCACAGAUCUUUUCUGUGACGGGAUUUUGUUUCGCAGGACACAGACAAAUAUUUAUUUGGUAUAUAUACUUUUAUUAUAAACAUGCUAACACGUUGAGCACAAUUGCGGCUUUUCCAAAUAAUAAUGAGAAUGCACUUCCUUUUCUAUACAUGUAGUGAAGCUGUACUGCUGGCACCCUACUCCAGUGAUUUUUUUUUCUGCAUGGUAGGGAUUUUGCACACCCUAAACAGGUCUUUUGCCCCUAUCCCAAACACAUGCUGAAAGGAAGCACUAUGUUACAUUUAAGCCACAUGGAUGCAGAAUAGAUCCAUGAGGACUCAUCUGAAUGUGUAGCCCCAUGCUCCUCCAGUCAGCACAAUGUACUUGUGCUGCAUCAAUACAGGAGGGCUGUAACUGCAUGUUUCGAUCUAUCUCUUGAUCUGAACAAAGUUUCCGCAUCCAUGUAUUCCAGCGCAAAUCUACUAUAAGUGGUACUAGUUAUGAGCAACACCAUUUUGUGGGUAAACUCUUGAUCAGAGCCCAUGAGCACAGAAACAUUCUUUUCAUUACUUAGCAGUUUUCAUUUAUGUGGAUAGUGGUUUCUAAGUGACUGGUUCUGCUGUUGCUUGGUGAAAAAGUGCCAUGUAAACACUGAGGGAUUAAACUGGUGUUUCCCUUUGUUGGUUUUGUAACAACUUGAUAUGUGUUAUAUGAAGCUGAGUUCUAAGCUGUUUUGAAAUUACCAUGCUCAUUUAUUCACUUCUGAUUUGGUUUUUGCACUUUUGGUAGCCUAAUUGAGGGGGGAAAUCUAUAUAGAACAAGUUUUUCAAAUUGUUCUCUUUUACAGUUAUAAACAUAUAUCUAUACAUGCAAAUAGUACAGGUGGAACUUCAGGACUGAGGCUCAGUAAUAAUAAUUACAUACUCAAGACUGCUACUCAGUGCUCUGUGUGCAUCAAUUUGUGUGUAAACUAAAGUUGUGAAAAUUGCUAUGAAAACAAUUCCUUAUGCCAUUUAUCUUGACGUACUUCAUGAUGAAGUAAGUGAAUUAACUUGUUUGGUUUUAAAUAAGUUACUUGUCAAAACUUUAUAAACACACACAGAACUUGCUUGCUUUCAAUUCAGUGGUGUAAUAAAUG
Messenger RNA from Rhineura floridana, 6308 nucleotides. RefSeq names its product nuclear transcription factor, X-box binding 1 (gene NFX1). The coding region runs from base 144 to 3482 and encodes 1112 amino acids. Gene Ontology annotation, biological process: negative regulation of transcription by RNA polymerase II. Gene Ontology annotation, cellular component: nucleus. The transcript is spliced from 24 exons. The record is from RefSeq and is a predicted model, not a curated record. NCBI's taxonomy places the organism in Eukaryota, Metazoa, Chordata, Lepidosauria, Squamata, Rhineuridae. Gene Ontology annotation, molecular function: zinc ion binding; RNA polymerase II transcription regulatory region sequence-specific DNA binding; DNA-binding transcription factor activity, RNA polymerase II-specific.